This is a messenger RNA of Trichomycterus rosablanca, 1352 nucleotides long. RefSeq names its product apolipoprotein Eb (gene apoeb). The coding region runs from base 52 to 897 and encodes 281 amino acids. Gene Ontology annotation, molecular function: lipid binding. Gene Ontology annotation, cellular component: extracellular region; intermediate-density lipoprotein particle. Lineage: Eukaryota; Metazoa; Chordata; Actinopteri; Siluriformes; Trichomycteridae. The record is from RefSeq and is a predicted model, not a curated record. Gene Ontology annotation, biological process: cholesterol catabolic process; regulation of amyloid-beta clearance; negative regulation of neuron apoptotic process. The transcript is spliced from 5 exons.
ACUACACAGAGCAAAUCAGACUCUCCUCAGGUAUAUAUUUUUUCAAGCAAAAUGAGGGCUGUAGUAGUGGUUCUUGCUCUGGCAGUCAUUUCUGGCUGCCAUGCUCGUGCCUUGUUCCAGGCUGACGAGGUCCAGUCCAAAUGGGAAGAAUCGGUUGACCGAUUCUGGCAGUUCAUCUCCGACCUCAACACUAAUACUGAUAGUGUAGUGGAUUCCAUGAAAAGCUCCCAACUCGGCAGGGAACUUGACACUCUGAUCACAGACACCAUGUCCGAGCUGCUUGCUUACAGACAGGGUCUCGAGAGCAAGCUGGGUCCCUAUGCUACAGAUGCCACAGGUCAGCUGAAACAGGACAUGGAUCUUUUAACCAGCAAGCUGCAGAAUGACAUGGUUGAUGCAAGAGAGCGUUCCACACAGUACUUCCAAGAGCUUAAGACCAUGAUGGAGCAGAACGCUGAUGAUGUUAAGACCCGUCUCAAUGCCUACACCCGCAAGCUGAAGAAACGUCUGAACAAGGACACCGAGGAGAUCCGCAACACUAUGGCCACCUACGUGAGCGAGCUGCAGUCCCGUGCCUCUCAGAGCGCAGAGACUGUGAGGGGCCACGUGGAACCCUUUGUAAAGCAGGCUCAUGAGAGUGUCGGCCAGAAGUUGGGCACCAUCACCGAAAUGCUGCACAGCCAGACUCAGGGCAUGAGCCAGCAGCUGGAAGUGCAGGCCAAAGAACUGCAGGUGCAGUUGGAGGAGACCGCUGACCAGCUGCGCACUUCCCUCGAGGGUCGCAUCCAGGAGCUCACCAGCCUCCUCAAUCCCUAUACUCAGAAGAUCCGUGAACAGCUGCAGACUGUUAUGGAGAAAAUCAAAGAAGCCUCAGAGGCUCUUCCAGCACAAAUGUAAUAAUGCAAUAGUGUUGUACUGAUGCUUUAUGCUCUUUUUACUGUGUGAGAUGGGAAAUAGAAAGGUAACAACUAGACGUAGCUGAACAAGUCUUUUAAUUUUGAAAGGUGAACCACUGUGUAACCAUCAACUGCUCUCUCAGUAUUAAUCCACUCAAUAUUGUUUCUGUAAAGUGCAAUAGGCUAAAUUUGUAACCGCAUUGGCUUAUCAUAGCAAGUCUGUCUGUUAUUAAAUGUCUUAUGGUUUGACAUUUGGACCAAAAUCUCUUCUGCACCAUGUCUUAAAACCACCAUCAAACCUCGUGUUUAUGAUGUAGUCAGUUAAAAACCAACUUUUUCAAAUAAAAAUGCUAUUUUGCUACCUAAAAAAUCUGCAAACAAGUGUCCAUUGGUUUUGUGUAAUGCUGUGCACAGCUGUUCGACCUGUAUGCAAUAAAUGUGUGACAGUUCACAAAC